AUGAAAGUUACAUCUUCACUCGCGUACUUGCUGCUUGCAGCUACGGCAUCAUGCCAGCACGACGGCGGCAACCGAGAGGCCGAUAGUCCGGACGUUACAGCGACACAACCUAUGUUGACUACGGCAUUCAGUUCAGCUUCUCCGUCCCACGUUGGUCAAAAUUCCAAAGACAUCGCCGAUGCCUCUCCUCUAGUCAUUCCAACAACAGUCCCGACAACUUUCAUCACAUCCACCGAGCCCGCGCCAUCGGGAGCACUACUUGCCCCUCCAAAAGGACGGCGCCCCGCAAAUGGUCUCCCUUGGUAUACCGAAAAAGACAUCAAGAGCGUGAACACAGUCUGGUGCGUCUCCAGAGGCCACUACGACGUCUCCUACAAGCCCUUCCACGUCUGGGCCCUCGCCGGACGAAUUCACCCACGCCACAAACACAAAUUCGUCUUCCAUAGCCUUAUGAAAGAGGAGCCAGUAGGGGGAGAAUACGAGAUCAUACCCCGAACCUACCGCGUCACGGCCAAUGACUACCUGCCGGACGUCGUGGACGUGAAAGAUCUGCUCUGCAUGUACAUCAGGUCGAGAAACUUUGGCGAGAUCCGGCCGGAUAUCGAGACUGCUACAAAUGCCAUAUUGGCCAAGAUUGACGAUCACACAUUGUUGAAAAUCAUGAGCUACCCCACCGUUGUCAAGGUCGAGUCUCUCUUCAACAUACACGGCGAGCCUCAUCCGAACGAUUGGAAGAACCAGCAUGAUGAUAGGCCCUUGAAACCGGUGAAGCAGAAGCCCAUCCCUGUACCGACGUUGCUCCCAUGA
This is a messenger RNA of Colletotrichum fioriniae, 807 nucleotides long. RefSeq lists its product as uncharacterized. Lineage: Eukaryota; Fungi; Ascomycota; Sordariomycetes; Glomerellales; Glomerellaceae. The record is from RefSeq and is a predicted model, not a curated record.